UGUAGGUAACGAAGAAUGAGAACCAGAAUUAGUAAAACAAAACUUUUGGACAGACUUAAUUCAAAAAUAUAUAAUCACACUGACUGUAAAUGACAUAGCUAAGUAAGGCAGGCUACAGAAAUUAUCAAGAAGUAAAAACACUUAUAUACACUUUCAGAUGAACUGAAAAUAAAUAGACUCAAAUAAACCGAUGGAAUUUCGGCCAUUUCAAAAGUUAUUCUGUUCUUAAUUUUCUUAGUCAUCAGAACUCCAUUCUGAUAAUCUCAACGACCUCCCCUAUUUUCUACUUGAUUUGUGACUUUCUGUUGCCUCCUUCUUUAACCGAUCGAAAUAAAUGGUAAUAGGUUUUUCCAAAAGCAUACACGGCUUUUCCUUUUUCACGAUUUUCCGCUCGUGAACGGAUAGCCUCAUCACAGCAAGAUGCGUCAUUUCAAAUUACGCGCCCUCAAAAAAAGGAGGAGACUGACGUCAUUGUUUCCAGUUCCGCCAACAUGGAAACUGGAGAAAAUAACUGUAAAAUUAAAUUUGACCUUCAUUUUUGAAACACGUCAAAACAUCAAUAGACUCAAAUCAGCGCCGUAAAGUAAUGGCGAUUUUCUGCUCGCGUGAAGGUUUCACUUUAAAAGUUCUGUGAAUUACAAGAUGUAUCUACUGUGAUUACUAGCGAAAUUGCAAUCGCACAAUAAAACAAGUUAAAUAUCCUCCCCCGUGUUGUGUUAGUUCCCUUUGCAUCAGCUCUUAGACGGAAGCCCCUAUCUUCCUGGUUUUAAUUACAUGUCUGCCUCGAGCCUACUCGUUUAUUUCUCCGAAAAUGAGCCACAAUUCUUUUCAAAACGAAAGAACGCCUUUUCGAACCCUUUUUAUCCAACGGGAAGUGUCCAUUUAAGCUGGCGUGUAAAGUAGUGCUUCCUCCAGAAAAUAUAGGUUACAUCGAAAGUAGCCCCUCCAGGGCUUGUUAUUAUCUUGUUAUUCGUUCAGCCUCUAUCGCUCCUCAUAAGUCUCAUGUUAAUUAAACACAAGCAUCUAGAGAAGUCAGUCAAAAUGAAGAAAUUAUUCUCCAAAAUAGAUUCGAGGAUAGACAGCACCCCGAAGGAGCCGAAUAACUAUGUCGGGAAAUCGUUCACCGUUGGGAGAACCAAUGUUGUUGUGGAAGAUGUCAUCGCGGAAGGUGGUUUUGCUGUGGUUUUUCUCGUUAAGGGCAGCAAAGGAAAGCGCUUUGCCCUUAAGAGAUUAUUUGUCAAUAAUGAAUAUGAUUUAAACAUCGCAAAGCGAGAAAUACAGAUAGCAAGUAAUUUGAACGGCCACAAAAAUCUUAUCGGAUUCGUAGAUUCUAGCAUUACGCAACAAGGCAAUGGUGUGCACGAGGUCCUAAUGCUGAUGCCGUACUGCAAAACCAAUCUCCUGAGCAUGAUGAACGCCAAACUCCAGUCAGGUUUCACCGAAGCAGAAGUCCUCAAAAUCUUCUGCGAUGUCUGUGAAGCUGUUUCUAGGCUACACCACUGUCAAACACCCAUCAUCCAUCGGGAUUUAAAGGUCGAGAAUAUUCUUCUAAACGAAUCAGGGAAUUAUGUAUUAUGUGAUUUCGGUUCCGCCACUGGCAAAGUGCUCAACCCGCAAGUUCAAAACGUUGCCUCAAUACAAGAAGAAAUCAACAAGUACACGACCUUAUCCUACCGAGCUCCGGAAAUGGUAGACCUUUACUCAGGAAAGCCAAUCACGACCAAAGCAGAUGUUUGGGCAUUGGGAUGUCUACUGUACAAACUGUGCUUCUUUACUCUUCCAUUUGGUGAGAGCACAUUAGCGAUACAAAGCGGACAGUUCACCAUCCCUGAUAAUUCUCCUUUCUCAGCAAAAAUGCAUUCUCUAAUUAGAUACUUAUUGGAACCUGACCCAGAUAAAAGGCCUGACAUAUUUCAAGCUUCCUAUGUUGCUUUCACAAUAGCUGAUAAGGAAUGUCCCGUUCAAAAUUUACAUAAAUCUCCUGUGCCGGAUGUCUCAAAACUCUCUCGCCCACUGAUGGAAUCAGAACUGAAGAGGCAGCAACCUGCAGUCACAAAACCUGUCGCUCCAAAACCGAACGUUGCUCUUCCUGUUGAGGGCACAUCCGUGGCGCCGCGACAGCGUCCCAAACCUCUUUCCAACGUCGGCCUCCUGGGCACAUCGCCAACACCGAUCCUCUCCAAACGCAAUACGAACCCUUUCCCAGCUCCUGUUGCAGCCUCAGUCGCAGCCCCAAUAGCCUCUGCACCCCCAUCUCAAUCCCCCGAAACCAUCCCUCCUCCGCUCACAACCGCUAACCCCCCUCCAGCCGUAGCCUUCCAUACAACGUCUUUUCCGGCUACCACAUCCACGACACUCUCUUCCAGCGCUCAAACCCUCCCUACAACCACUCAAGAUGUUAAUCAAUUCUUCUCGUCAGGCUACCCGGAUCCCUUCAGAGAAGAGCCCUCUGCUGCAGAAACAGCAGACUCGAUCAGCAAGCUGACCCCACCCAGUUCCCCGUCAGUAGCGCAGAUAAAAUCAUCCUCGCAUCGGCGAAACGUUAGCGAUACCUCUGCAUUCAACAAAGUAUUUGCAAAUGAAACUAGUCAAUUUUUGGCUCCGUACGAAGCGUCGGUCAAAUCGAAUUCGCCUCCUUCGGAACCAGGAACGGUCAAUUCAAACGAAUUGAAACCAGCAACCACCAUGGGCACAUCCGUAUCUCAUAGUGAAUUACCAAAGACAAACCGACAAGUUGGUGAAAGUGGCCGCUCUGUUUCAACGGAAAUGACCCACUGGAAUCCGUUUGAAGAUUCGUCCGAUUUCACGCAAUUAUCGGAGGAUCAUCUUUUUGGUGCUGAAUUCGAUAGGAUCCAAAGAGGGUCUCAAUCUAGUGUUACGAAUGUAAAGAGUCAUGAAAGUCUAGUCGCAAACUAUGAUCCCGGGAGUGCAAAUAAUAGUACAGAAGACCCUUUUAGUAGUGCUCCUUUCAAUGUCCCAGGGUCCAAAAAUAACACCAAAGACAGGCAACAGCAACUGUCCAGCAAGAAACCUCCGCCAGAUGAUCGAUGCCCAACGAAAGAUAAAUGGCGGGAACACACAAAGCUCUACAAGUCUGUCAUCUUGGAGCAAGCCGAGGAUUCCGCUCAGGAGAUGUCGCACGAUGUCUACCAGUCAGAGAGUGGUUCUGCGGAUAAGCUCAUUUCAGCGAGUAACUCACCGCCUUUUGUAAGAGCGCCUCUGGAAGACCGAUCGAAAUACGAGAAAUUGACUUUCAACAAGUACGACUUCUCGGACUCGGAGGAUAGUGAUAACUUAGAAGAAAAUGAAAAAGGCUCCAGAGUCCGCAAGAAAAAACCAUCAGAUAUCCUGAACGAAGGGCGCAAGAAGCUUUCGGAACUCUCAAAAUCAGCUAGCCGCAGGUCCGGGAAAAAGACUGGCUCGAAAAAACCAAAAGCAUCCCAUCGCAAUCAGGUGAACGUCUCCGAAAAACAUGAAGAGUCUGACGAUUCCAUUGGUUCGGCAAGUGACCUCCGCGCUCGAGAGGAGGAGGAAGACGGAGAAGAGGAUCGCCAUUCAGAAACCGUGACCAUAAAUGACUCGGUCAUGACCUGCGGAUCGUCAGCAUAUCAUGCCGAGUGUGAGUCCAUGGCACGAGAAGAAACCAUCUCCAACAUUAAACCGAUGGCCAGGCUGGAAGAGGUUGCUGAACCUGAAAAUGUUGACUUGCUCUUGGGUCACUCCUACGGCUCGAAACCACUUCUUCUUGACGAUGAAUUGGACGAUGAAGGUGAUGGAGACGAAAAUGGUGACACCGAUGGAAACCAGUCAUCACCACCUUUAUUAAUAGAUAUAAAUGAUGAUGUGGACGUCUUUGCCUUAGCACCCUUUCCGUAUAAGUCACCCAGAAGGCAGGAGAAACCAAAGGUGGAGACAUCACCGCCUCUUUUAAUUAAUAUCUCGCCAAAAACAUCUCCCUCUUUCCCGCAGCUAGAUUCUAGUUACGUGACCCAAAUUCCUCUCAUUUUCAAUUACCAAAAUGUUAACUCCUUGAGUCAAUCAGACACCCAGUCGCUACCUGUGAAUAUAAACGAGACUUUGGAGAAUUUUUACUCCCAGGAACGGGGCGAUUUCGUAACGACCAGUUUCACAUCCGCUGCCAACACAACCGCAACUUUUAGUUUUGCAACAAACUCUGUCGCUAGUAGUCAAGCAAAUAACCCAUUUUUAACGCAUGUAGACAAUUUUUCGCUAGGCACGGAACAGAAACCCAACGGUGCAGUAGAAAAUAAUUAUGCAAGGGAAAAUUCUUUUGUAGACAGGGAGAGCUUUAGCAACUGUGAUACUCCGCAUUCGACGUACCAGAACUUGCCUGGUGGCGAUUUUGUAUCCAAGAGCUCUGAUGUAUUCGGUUUUGUUCCUUUUGACAGCAUCGCCUCGUCACAUUCCAAUAUUCCUGUUCAGAGUCUCAUGACCAACACUAUCUCUAGGACUAAGUCGGAUGUGUCUUGCAAUUUUCCUUUCAAAAAUCCAAUCGCUAGUGAAACAGAGCAACAUCGAAAAACCAGCGACCCAAACACAUCCCUCAGUGGAUUGGAGACUAAGUUUUUGACGGUUGCUGAGAAAAAAAAAGCCCUGGUUUCUCCCAUCAAAAUGCGCUCAUCGAAAAAGCUGUCUAAGAAAAUUGCUCAGUCGUCCAAAAAUAUUUGUUUCAGCAAUAUGAGUUUCGAAGAUUUUUCAAAUGAUGAAGCUAACUGUCAGACCACUGAGCCCAUCCCUUUUGAGGUUGUGAGGUUAUCUAACGAAGAUGAAACGUACGCUGAGUCAGUUAACAAAUUUGGGUCCCUGAAAAGGCGAAGUAAUCCAUUUUCAUGAGAAUGAGUAAGCUUAUUGAGUGAGUUUUAACCUGAUAUUUGAGUCCGUGUGAGUAUUAGGCUCAAAUAUUUAAGUUUGUAAGAGUGAGUCGUGUCUUAUUUAAUAAAAUAAGUAAGACUAAUUUUUUUUUUCUUUAUAAAAUUGUAGCAUUUUCUCCAAAGAAAUCAGUAUUUUAAUGUAAUUAGUAAUCACUGAUUGCUGUUAAUGUUUUAUGAAAUUUUAUUCUAGGUUGGUCUGUAUUGUUGAGUGCCGUUGAAAACUAAUGUACCCAAAAUUUUAAAUCUCAAAUUGUGUUUCGAAUGUUUGUCAUGAAUCAGCCCUGUAAAAAAAACUUUCUCUGAAACCUCUCCUUAAUUUAUGAAGUUAUGUUUUUCUGAAGCUCAAAACGAAUGUUGAAUCAUGAAUCUGAAUCUUUCCACAUGUUUUGUUAACCUAUCCAAACCGUUUGGCUUUCAACCAGAUAUUUUCUCUUGAGUGAAAAAUUUGUCCUCAUUCUGGUAAUUGAGACCCUUGUUGUGACUUUCUAAGUAAAAAAAAGGCUGUCGUUCUCAGAGCAAUAUUUAGGAAGGAAUUGAUUUUUUCCUUAGAUCGGCUGUAAAAUUUUGCCCAUGAGUCUCAAGAAUAGCCCCUUAAUUAAAAUGAAAGACGUCUCUGGUGAUUGUUUGUUGUGUCAAAGAAAAGUGUCCUAGUGUAUCUGAACUCGUAAAUAUUGACCUCUGGACAUUAAGAAGCAAAUCUCAACAACGCUUGAAAAGUUUGAUUUUUCAACUCGAAACCUGAAACUUUCAUGCCUUUAUCUUUGAAAUUGAAAUUAUUUUUUGGCAAUAAAAUCUUGACUUUAAUUUUAUGGGCAAAGAGGAGGAUGCUUGUAAUAUCUUUAUGUAACAGGUGGUAUACUUUUCUGUUUUUUAGCCUUCUAUCCUUCUGUAUACGACAUGGGAAACACAAACCUGGACCCUCUUUUAAUUUUCAUCAGUUUUUCAAUGAAAUUUGGCCCAAAAAUAUUGUUCCUCUCAAAUGCGAAAAAAAUUGAAAUCGCAAAAUAUUUUUAACCAAAAUUUUACUUAACUCGGAGCUUCUGAUGCGUCUCCCAAGGUCCUUUUUUUUAGUCUCUCAUUAUCAGUGUAGAAGGUAUGCCGAAAAUUUGAGUGUAGUUACAUAUUUUGUUAACGAUGAUUUUCAAUAAUGAGUAGUAAUUAAUUUCAAUCAUGAUUUUUUUAAUCUGUAAUUUUAAAUCUGCAUUGCAGAAAUGAUCUUCAUGCGUGUUGAUUCACAAUGAAUAAUCCCGAUCCUUACUUUGAUCUUUGUUAUUUAAUUUUAUUUGUCGUUAUGCUCUCCCCUGAUCAAUGUACUUACGUUUUGUCAGAAUGAUUGUUGCUAACUUCGUGGUUGUUUCUAUUCAGAAUGUCAUUUUACCAUAGUAUUAUUUCCCUGCUACGAAUUGUUUUAUUGAGGUGAAUCUUUUGUGGAAGUAAACAGAGACCGAUUUGUAGAGCACAUAUUGACGUAUUUCAUGUUCUGUUUCAAUUCAGCUGUUUAAAACUCUAGUAUUUGUGAUCUUACACACAAAUGCCACUUGUAAGUUUGCGAAAAACUUCCGGUGCUAUUGCUUUCAUCUAAAAUGAACUCCUAAACUGUUAUAAAGAUCUCAGAGUGAAGGCUGUAAUAAUGAUUUCAAACUUAAUUGUAGAAACAUUCGCCUCCCUGUCCGCUGUCAGUCCAUUGUCAUUUCUUCAUCUUCCACUGGAAGGAGCUCAUCCGCGCUGUUUCAAUAUUUCUUCAAACAUUUUAUUUUUUUCAUGGGAGAACUGUCCCUCGUAUUUGUUUGAAAAUUUUUGAGUAUUUUCUCAUAAGUGUAGGAAUAAGUCACUGAAAAUUUCAGGCCAAUUUAUGUGACAGUUCUUCUAUCAAAAAAUCAAAUGUUAUUAAGAAACAAAACAAAUGAGAUACAUUCCUUUCCAAUAUUGUGUUUAGUAUAACCAUGAAAGUUCCAAGUUUGAGGGCUUUCUGAAAGCGUAAGAGUGGAUAUUUGAUGCAUAUCUUGGGACCAUACUGUUUCUUUCAAACUUUUACGUAAAAUUAUGUAAUGAAAUCAUGUAUCCCUUGACCGUCAUUUUCUGGGAGAAAAUCAAUCUUUUUUAUUUAGACUCUUUAGAGGAUUACUUCAGUUGCUUAUUCUGUGUCAGAGAAUUCCUUUGUAAAUUAAACUUUAGAGUUGAAUGGAAGAAAUCUCUGAAGUCUCGCCUUGUGUCGUCAAAUUAAAUGUAAACGUCAAUGUUUUUAUUAAUUUUCUCUUUACAUUUUUGAACAUUUUUCCAAAGAAUAGACAGUUGAAGUGUGUCUUAGAGAAUAUCAGAUCUGCUUUUUGAAAAAGUCAGAAGAUUAAUCAGUAUCGCAAUGAAAUGGGUUUUGUACCUUGGGUUUUUUAUACCCUCUCUUUUUAAUAAUGAAUCCAGAACUUCUUCAGUGCACAGAAGGUGUUUUGCUCUUCGGUGGAUUUAUUCAAAUUCUAAGCUGAAUUUUUGACAACUUCCCCGGUUAUGAUGUAUGUUUUACUGAUUCUAAUCAGUCUUUUGUGAAUUUUUUACAAGUGUAUUGCAAAAUAUUUAAAUUGUGCUCAAAACUGGUCCGGUCAAAAUUAGUCGCUUCAGGGUUAGCAAUCGCUGAACUUGAUCCAAGCAAUGAAAAAGAAAGAUGCUUUAUUUUUUAUAUCAAGCAUUUUUGAAGAGCAAUUAUCUCAUCAAGCAUUUAGUCACAAAACUUGUUUUUCCUUUUUUUUUUAAAAAAAAACUGAAAAAACCAAAUCUCUUUUUGUUUUUAAAUUCUUGUAAUUUUAAACCUUAGUCCAAAUUUUAACUUCACCUUAAUCUCAAUCCAGUGAUAGCUUUUUAGGGAGAGUUGCAAAUCUGUGAUGAAAAUUUUAGUGUUAUUCUCUUAGGCCCAAAUUUUGUUGCUACGGUCGACUGCAAGCUGUGAAACCUAAUCUCUAGUUAGGACUUUAAGUCGGGAAAGUUACAUUACAAACUCAAGCUGUACGAAAAUUAAGCCUCAGUUCCUCAACGGUGUAAACCAUUAAUCAACGAUCGAUUAACGAAGUCGGCAUUCUUGCCUCAACUUGCGACUGACUUCAAAUCUGCCAACAAAAUUUGGGCCUUGCAUGUUAAAUACCUUUUUCCAAAGUAUUUGCCCUCAGUCAAAUUCUCAAAAUUUACAAAAAAUAAUGUAGAUACCCUAACCAACGAAUAUAAAAAAUUUACUUACGUUGUAGACAAUACUGUAUUUUGAUUUUUGUAAAUGGAGGUACGCCGCUCUUGCAUAGUUGUCCUCUCUAUGAUUAAUUAUUAUCUUAUGUGUAACUGCUUCUCAAAAGUGGUUCAAAUCUUCCUUUUAGUUUUAUUUUAUCAUCUUUUUGCUUUUUGAUUUCAUUUUUGAGUGAAUUCCACUCAUUUUCCUGUUCAGGUAGAAGCAAGAUGUCUAUGAACUUUAAAUGCCUACAAAUUUACAAUGUUUAGUGUUAUGAAUGUAGCAAUUAUUUCUCUUUUUUUAACACUCUUCUGUUUUACUUCAUUUCAAAAGAAGUGAAAAUCUUGAAAACGGCUCAGUUUUUUUAGCGUGACGUAAUACAGUUUGAAGACAGCCGAAAAUUUGCUGUUUGUAGCCAUUAAUUGAAAAUUACAGUGGCUUUCCAGCAUGAAAAGAGCAUUCUAUUCUUCUUUCUUUUUUUUUCUUUUUUACAGAUAGUUUUUUCUAACUUUGCUAUUCCUUUACCACUGGCUGAGAAAUUUUGAGGACUGGAAAAAUUCUGUCAGGCAAAUCCUGAUCAAGAAUUAAGGUAUCUUAGAAGUGGAGUGAAAUUUCUCCUCUUCGAAAGAAACCCAACUUUUCCAGUAAGUUUUUGUGUAUCUUGAAUAUUGGCUAAGAAAAGCUUGAAAAAUACGCUCUAGGCGUGAUUCCUUGUGCAUAGUUUGGAACUUUGUUUCAUGUUCAUAGACAACUUACUCCAGUUUUUGUGUUCUUUUGUAGAUAAGUAUACUUUCUAGUUUUGCUUAAUUUUGUUGUUAUCUUUUUCGUUGCGAGAGCUGAAAGCUUACGCUGUUUCGGCAGGGAAAUGAAGUCGCCCAGCUGCAUACCGAAGUUGAGAAAAUUGUACAUGAGUGAUUGUUGAAUGAGUUCUUUAUAGCAUAGCAAUGGCAGCGUAUAUUUUUAUUACUAGUCUUGCUUAUUGUUUUCGUACGCCAAGUCACUGAUUAUUGCUAGAAGUGCAGAUUUCAAAUCUCAUUUUAACAGUAUUGUAGAAAA
Bemisia tabaci is the source of this 9153-nucleotide messenger RNA. RefSeq lists its product as uncharacterized. The record is from RefSeq and is a predicted model, not a curated record. Gene Ontology annotation, molecular function: ATP binding; protein kinase activity. Lineage: Eukaryota; Metazoa; Arthropoda; Insecta; Hemiptera; Aleyrodidae. Gene Ontology annotation, biological process: protein phosphorylation.